Messenger RNA from Arabidopsis lyrata subsp. lyrata, 1077 nucleotides. RefSeq lists its product as uncharacterized. NCBI's taxonomy places the organism in Eukaryota, Viridiplantae, Streptophyta, Magnoliopsida, Brassicales, Brassicaceae. The record is from RefSeq and is a predicted model, not a curated record. The annotation marks the transcript as partial. The transcript has 3 exons.
AUGUGUGGUGGUAAGACGAAAUCACCGUCGUCAUCAUCGUCGUUGUUUUCCGGUGGUGGAACAGCUGUGUCGGAGGGCGGAGAAGAUGACGGUGAUGAUGGAGUGGCGGGUGAUUGUUCUGGUGCUUCACCUUCUUCUGAUUGUUUUGGUGAUGAGACCGGUUCGUUUGAUGGUAUUGGUGACUGGUCCGGUUUAGAAUUUGGUGUUGGGAUGAUUUGGUUGGGGCUUGAACCGGUUCAAGAAUUGGUGUUGGAGCUUCAAUUGGUGAUGAAAUUAGUGAUUGGUUCGAUUCAGAUGAUGGAGUUGGUACUUGGGAUGUUUCAGAGGAUUUGGUUGGGGCUUGAACUGGUGUUGGAGCUUGAAUUGGUGACAAAGAUGGUGCUUGAUAUGAUUCUGAUGAUGGAGUUGGCACUUGGGUUGUUUCAGAAGAUGGGGUUGGGGCUUGAAUCGCCUGAAGCUAAUGACAGAGAUGAAUUUCACAUGGAAGAGAUGCUAAGGGAGUGGACCGACGAACCACCAAUCCGCCACGAUGUGUACCCGGAGAGUGAGAAUGAAGAAAACGACGACGAACCUGGAAGAUUUGAUACACAUGUAAGGCGUGGUGAUGGCCAUUUGUACUCGAAGCAGAGUUUCUUCAGUGGAGUUGCAUUCAAAGAGGCGGUUGUUGAUUACGCUCUCAGAACCGGAUGCAAUCUGAAGCAGUACAGGUAUGAUAGUGAUAAGAUUGGAUUCAAAUGUGUUGGAAAUGAUGGUAAGGAGGAUGGAGCUCGGUGUGAAUGGCAAGUUUAUGCGGCAAUACUUCCGAAGGAUCAAAUGUGGAAGAUUAGGAAAUUCAUUGACAAACAUAGCUGUAUCCCAAAUGGAGAAUGUGAGAUGUUUAAGGUGCCUCAUAUAGCUAGGUUGUUUGUCGACAAGAUUAGGGAUAAUCCCGAGUUCUACAUGCCGGCAAAGAUUGAAGAAAUCAUCUUGGAACAAUGGAAGAUUAGUGUGACUAGGAAUCAAUGUCAGUCUGCGAGGAAGAAAGCGUUACAGUGGAUUGAGAAGGAAUAUGAUGAUCAAUUUGCAAGGCUAAGGGAC